GCUCCGUCACGGGAAGGGCGGAGCGCGGUGGCGGCGCCCGUUUCCUUCGGCGCGUCUCGGCGGCCGCGGCCGGGCUCGCCGGUGCUGCCGGGGCGGCGAAGGAGGAGGGAUGGCGUACUUCGUGGAGAACUUCUGGGGAGAAAGGAACAAUGGCUUUGAUGUGCUCUAUCAUAACAUGAAACAUGGACAUUUGUCCACAAAAGACUUAGCAGACUUUAUAAGAGAAAGGGCUACAAUAGAGGAGACAUAUUCACGGUCAAUGACAAAACUAGCCAAAUCAGCAAGCAAUUACACACAACUUGGGACAUUUGCACCAGUUUGGGAUGUUUUCAAAACCUCAACAGAAAAACUAGCAAGCUGUCAUUUGGAUCUUGUGCGGAGAUUACAAGAGCUAAUAAAAGAAGUUCAUAAGUAUGGAGAUGAACAAAUCAAAGCUUAUAAAAAGACUAAAGAGGAUGUUUCAGGAACUUUGGAAGCAGUGCAAAAUAUUCAAAGUAUCACUCAGGCCUUGCAGAAAUCAAAGGAAAACUACAAUGCAAAGUGUGUUGAACAAGAACGUUUGAAAAAGGAAGGAGCAACACAGAGAGAAGUUGAUAAGGCAGCAGUUAAAUCAAAAAAAGCUACAGAUACCUAUAAACUAUAUGUGGAGAAGUAUGCUGCACUUAAAACUGAUUUUGAAGUGAAAAUGACAGAAACAGCACAGAAAUUUCAAGACAUUGAAGAAACACACCUUCUUCGUAUGAAAGAGAUUAUAGAAUCGUUGUCAAAUACUAUAAAAGAAAUUCAUAUACAAAUUGGAGAGGUGCACGAAGAGUUUAUCAAUAACAUGACAAAUACUACAGUUGAGAGUUUAAUACAGAAAUUUGCUGAGACAAAAGGAACUGGCAAGGAAAGACCUGGCCCUAUUGAAUUCGAAGAAUGCAACACAUCCAGUGUAGUUGAAGGAAUAAAACCACGGAAGAGGAAGCCUUUUGGUUUAUCAGGAAUAAUGAAAAAAGAAAAAGAUACUGAAUCUGUGGAGUGUCCAGAUGCAGACUCAGUUAACUUUCCUGAUGUAGAUGACGAAGGAUACAGCAUUAAACCAGAAGCAACACAAGAUACCAAAGAGAAUCAUUUCUAUUCAUCCAGUGAUUCUGACUCUGAAGAUGAUGAACCCAGGAGGUUCCAUGUAGAAAUAAAACCUGUCCAGCCAAAUAACAGCUCUCAAUAUACUAUGCCUUCCUUGGAUGAAUUAAAAGUAUCUAUAGGGAACAUCACUCUUUCUCCAGCAAUAUCUCAGAGGCACAGUCCUGCACAAAUGAAUCAAAAUUCAUCCAGUGAAGAGUUAACAAAAUCAAAGCCUUCUGCUCCAUCUAAUGAAAAGGGAAACUGUGACCUCCUGGCAUGGGAUCCACUCUUCAGCAGUUCUCUUGAAUCCUCCUCUUCAGUUUCUUUGGCAUCCUCAUACUCCUCAGCUACCCUAAAGGAGCACAGUAGGAGCUCCUCCUCAUCUACCACUGAUUUGGCUGGGUGUAGUGUAUCUCAGUAUUUGCUUGGACACCAGACAGAUUCUGGGUCUACAAGCCCAUCCUCACCAGACUUUACGAUUAGCACUUUGUGCAAAUCUGGUGUUCCAACAGCACCAUCAGGGAGUACCAAUACUUUAUCCUGUGUUUCACGAUCUCAGAGUCAGUGGAUUUCCUUUGGUGAUGAACUUCUUACAGUUAGACACACAAGCACAGACAAGAAGGAACCCCAAAGAUUGCAUUUUAAAACUGAAAAUGCCUGCCUUGCCUCUUCUGCUUGGCUUGGGAAUUCUUCCAACAGCUGUGCUUCUGAGGAUCAAAGUGACCUUUUCAGUAACACUAUAUGCCAUGAACAAUUAUUCAUUGAAGAAACUGGCACUGCUGCUGAAAUAUCUUCCGCAUCAUCUUCAACACUACUGGACUAUAGUUUAGUGUCUUCUUGUGCUCAUACAAAUAAGGCAAGACCCACCACUCCUCUUUCUGCAGGCACCAUAGUACCCCCUCCAAGGCCUGCUUCAAGACCAAAGCUGACUACCGGGAAACUUAGUGGGAUUAAUGAAAUUCCUAGGCCAUUCAGCCCUCCAUUGACCUCUAAUUCAAGUCCACCUCCAGCAGCUCCUUUGGCACGUGCAGAGAGCAUUUCUUCUAUAUCCUCUUCUGCUUCUCUCAGUGCAGCAAACACACCUACCGUUGAGGAUGAUCUUUUGAUUCCAAAUCUUCCUACAAUUGAAAAGCUUUGUGGGACACCACCAGGUGUUUCACGUGGUCCCAGCCCUGUCAGCCUUGGAAACCAGGACAUCUUACCUGUUGCAGUAGCCCUUACUGAAUCUGUUAACGCCUACUUUAAAGGAGCAGAUCCCACAAAAUGUAUUGUGAAGAUUACUGGUGAUAUGACAAUUUCAUUCCCAAGUGGGAUUAUUAAAGUCUUCACCAGCAACCCAUCUCCUGCUGUGCUUUGCUUCAGGGUAAAAAACACAAGCAAACUAGAACAGAUUCUUCCAAAUGCACAACUUGUAUACAGUGAUCAGUCACAAAGUGACUCCAGUACUAAGGAUUUUUGGAUGAACAUGCAAGCUAUAACUGUCUACCUCAAGAAAUUAUCAGAGCAGAAUCCAUCUGCAUCCUAUUACAAUGUGGAUGUUUUAAAGUAUCAGGUAUCUUCAAAUGGCAUACAGUCUACUCCAUUGAAUCUUGCAACUUACUGGAAAUGUGAUGCUAGCACUACUGAUGUGAGAGUGGAUUAUAAAUACAAUCCAGAGUCUAUGAAUGUGCCUGGUAUGCUGUCUAAUGUCCAGGUUGUGGUACCAGUAGAUGGAGGAGUAAUAAACAUGCAGUCACUUCCACCUGCAAAAUGGAAUGCAGACCAGAUGAAAGCAUAUUGGAAAAUAUCUAGCAUUUCAGAGAAGUCUGAGAAUGGAGGUUCUGGAUCCCUCAGGGCAAAAUUUGAACUUUCAGGAGGACCCAGUAAACCUGCAACACUUGCAGUGCAAUUCAUCAGUGAAGGAAGCACCCUUUCAGGAGUAGAUGUGGAGCUUGUAGGCACUGGCUAUCGGCUUUCCCUUCUCAAGAAGAGAUUUGCCACUGGACGAUAUAUGGCAGACUGCUGAUGUACUUGUGAAAAUCAUCGGAUCAAAGGAGUGCAAGAAACCCACUCCACUCUCUAUACUUUUCAAACACUAUUUUAAUACGCAUUAAUUUUUCCAAAAUGUUAUCUACUUUGAGGCUAAACUACGGAAAGUAAAUGCACUUUUGAAAGUCAAUUUGAAAACUUUUUAUUACUUUACAAUAGCACUGAAGUUAACUUCAACACUGUCUGUAAAUGAUCAACUGCAAUAUUUGGGAAAAUUUGUUAAAAUUUAGUAAAUUUAUAUAGAUGAAGUCAAAAUAGUAAUCCACAGUCGUAAUGAAAGUAUGAAAUUGUAUGUUGUACUGUAAACAUUAAACCUAAAAUGUAGGACAGCAAGUAAGAAAUAUUUGAGCUUUCCAUAAGUAAUACUAAUUUUUCAGAUUCUUUAAUUGCCAGCUUUUAAUUGCCAGUUUUUAAAGAUAGCAGAGGCUAAGUCUCAUGUAGUUCUUCUGUCCACUGAUGCCACAAAACCAGCUUAGAGAUGUAUAAAAGAAAAGUAAGUUGAUUCCCAUGUAUCAUAUAUUAUUAACAUGCAAGUUGUUUUUAUAUAGGAUUGUUUUUUCCCUAAGUGCAAUGUGUUACAAAAUUGCAAAACACAGCAGUUGGUAAAUUUUUUGGGCGUUGUGAUUGCAAUGCUGUAGAUUUAAUUUAUUUUUAUAUGAAUUGCAUAACAAUUGUGCCUUUCAAAAAAAGCCUGUGCCUGUCUAAUUUGAUAUCCAUGUGCCUCAUUUCCUUUUUCAGAGUUUGGCUCUUCAUGGAGAAAGCUUGAUAUUUGUAUUAUACACACAACUUUAUAAAAAUUCCUUUCACUGGGAUUUAUUUCAAAGGCAGAUCUGCAAAUAAUGGAGUUUGCUUUAAAA
This is a messenger RNA of Myiozetetes cayanensis, 3992 nucleotides long. It is a transcript of the gene FCHO2, whose product is annotated as FCH and mu domain containing endocytic adaptor 2. Gene Ontology annotation, cellular component: cytoplasm; clathrin-coated vesicle; clathrin-coated pit. The transcript is spliced from 28 exons. The record is from RefSeq and is a predicted model, not a curated record. Lineage: Eukaryota; Metazoa; Chordata; Aves; Passeriformes; Tyrannidae. Bases 110 to 3112 code for a protein of 1000 amino acids. Gene Ontology annotation, biological process: clathrin coat assembly; synaptic vesicle endocytosis; clathrin-dependent endocytosis.